AUGGAAUUAGGAUCAAACAGUCUUUCUUCAUUGGCUCCACCUGUGUUUGAUGGUGAAAUAUACCAGGCAUGGGCUAUCAGAAUGCAAGCUUACAUGGAGGGUUAUGAUUAUUGGGAUUCGGUAAAGAAGAUCUGGGAGUUCCUCAAAAGUGAGUAUGAAGGUGAUGAGAGGAUUAAAGGCAUGAAAGUGUUGAACUUGGUGCAAGAAUUCGAGAGAAUGCAAAUGAAGGAUUCUGAGCCCAUUAAAGAGUAUUUAGAUAAAUUGAUUGGGAUUUCUAAUAAGGCAAGAGCAUUAGGAACCAAUUUAUCUGAAAAUAGAUUGGUUCAGAAGAUUCUAGUUUCAAUACCUGAGAGAUAUGAAGCAACCAUUGCUUCCUUAGAAAAUACUAAAGACCUCUCAAAACUCAAGGUGAUAGAAGUGGUUAGUGAUUUGCAAGCACAAGAGCAAAGAAGGUUGAUUAGACAAAAAGGAAGCAUUGAGGGGGUAUUGAAAGCUAGAUUGCAACAAGGAUAA
This is a messenger RNA of Benincasa hispida (wax gourd), 513 nucleotides long. RefSeq lists its product as uncharacterized. The record is from RefSeq and is a predicted model, not a curated record. Lineage: Eukaryota; Viridiplantae; Streptophyta; Magnoliopsida; Cucurbitales; Cucurbitaceae.